ACUUGGCCAACCUCAUCGUUUUAUCAGUUCAUGGAAAUCAACUUAAUGGUACCAUCCCUCGAGAUAUUGGAAAUAUGAGGUCUUUAGAUACCUUAUAUAUAGACCUGAACAAACUCACUGGUUCAAUCCCUGCUUCGAUGGGUAAUUUGAGCAAUUUAACUCAGUUAACUAUUGCUCAAAAUCAAUUAACCGGAUCCAUCCGUGCAUCGGUGGGUAAUUUGAGAAAUUUGAAUAUUUUAGAUCUUUUUGAAAAUGAAUUUGAUGGUUCAUUACCAAUUGGAAUCAGCAAUCUAACACAGUUGAAAGAACUGUCUUUGGGUAGUAACAAGUUUUCUGGUUAUUUACCUCAAAAUGUAUGUCAAAGUGGAAUACUUGAAACAUUUAAGGUAUCUAGAAACUAUUUCACGGGUCCAAUACCAAGAAGCCAUAGAAAUUGUACCAGUCUUAGAAGCCUGUUUCUUGGAAAUAAUGAUCUUGUAGAUAAUCUUACAGAGGCAUUUCACGUGUAUCCAUAUCUAAAUAGGUUUACAGUGCAAAAUAAUAUGAUGUAUGGUGAACUCUCAAGAGACUGGGGAGAUUGUCGAAGUUUGACAGCCCUAUCUUUCUCAAGGAACAAUAUCACAGGUAGAAUACCAACUGAAAUGGGAAAGUUGAAGCUUUUAAAUGCACUUUAUCUUGAUUCAAAUAAUUUGGUAGGAGAAAUUCCCAUUGAGUUGUUGAAACUGUCCUCAUUGAUCGAGUUACGCUUGAGUAAUAAUCAGCUUUCUGGUAGAUUGUCUUAUAGAGUUGGAAUGUUAUCCAACUUGCAAUAUCUCGAUUUAUCAACCAAUAAACUCACAGGAUCAAUACCCAAACAACUAGGAGAGUGUUCAAAGUUACUAUCAUUAAAUUUGAGCAGAAAUAAUUUUAACAAAAGCAUCCCACCCCAGAUCGGAAACUUGGAUUCUUUGCAGAUCUUGUUGGAUCUUAGUUACAAUGAGCUGAGUGGAGAAAUACCUUCAACUUUUGGAAGACUAGACAAACUGCAAACACUAAAUUUGUCACACAACAAGCUUUCCGGAUCAUUUCCAUCAUUAUUUGAUCAAAUGAUUAGCUUGAUCACUAUCAACAUUUCUGACAAUGAAUUGAGUGGUCCAUUCGAUGCUUUGAAGAACAACAAAGGGUUGUGUGGUAAUAUCUCAAGAGGCUUAAAACCAUGUAAUUCUUUGGUUGUGAUCGCAAGAAAAGAAGACAAGCAUAAACUUUUGCUUGUAAUCCUACUUCCUUUGAUUGGAUCGUUGUUUAUUUUAUUUGUACUUUUUGCCAUCUGGUUUCGUCUCCGAAAAAGAUCAGUUUUAAAUGCGGCGCCUACAGAUCAAGUUAGAGCCAUUAAUGCCGGAAGAAAUUUAUUUUCAGUUUGGAAUUACGAUGGGAAAAUAGUGUUUGAAGACAUAAUUGAGGCGACAAAGGAUUUUGAUACUAAAUAUUGCAUUGGAACGGGAGGAUAUGGAAGUGUUUAUAAAGCAGAGUUGUCGGCAGGCCAGGUUGUUGCUGUGAAGAAACUUCACUCGUCGGGGGACGACUUUGAAAUGGCAGAUCUCAAGUCUUUUGAAAGUGAAGUUCAUGCGUUAACUGAAAUUCGACACCGGAACAUUGUGAAACUUUUUGGUUUCUGUUCUAAUUUAGAACGACGAGUCUCAUUUUUGGUUUAUGAGUUCGUAGAAAGAGGAAGUUUAAAAAAUGUUCUAUGUGAUGGAGAACGAGCAAUGGACUUCGAUUGGAUAAAGAGGGUGACAUUCAUCAAGGGAACAGCUGAUGCACUUGCUUAUAUGCACUAUGAUUGUAUUCCCGCAAUAGUUCAUAGGGACAUUUCUAGCAACAAUAUUUUGUUGGACUUUGAAUAUGAUGCUAAAGUUUCUGAUUUUGGUACGGCAAGGAUUUUGAUGCCAGAUUCAUCCCAUUGGACAUCACCUGCGGGAACCUACGGAUAUGUUGCUCCAGAGCUUGCCUAUACAAUGAAGGUGACCGAGAAGUGUGAUGUUUACAGGUUUUGGGUGAUCAUAUUAGAAAUACUAAUGGGAAGGCAUCCAUCUGAAAUUAUCACAUUACUCUCACAAAUUCAUCUUUCAUCUUCGUCUUCGAGUAAGGUGGGGCAAAACAUAAGGUUAGGAGACAUCUUGGACCAAUGCAUUAAAGCACCGACCGAUGUUGUUCAAAAGGAAAUAAUUCACAUUCAGAAGGUUGGAAUUUCAUGUUUACGGGGUGAUCCAUGUACUCGGCCAACUAUGCAAGAAGUAUCAGUUGAGCUAUCACUAUCAGCUGGCAGCAUGGCAGAUUUGGCAAAGCCUUUUGAAACCAUUUCUCUAGGAGACAUACUGGUGUCGUAAUAAUUUAUUUAAGAUUUUUGUUAAAGGGAGAGCAAAAAUGGAUCCGAGGAGAGCGAAAAUCGUAGUCGACUCGCUAAUUAUGACCUAGUCAAUAUAUUUCACUAACUCGGACCAGGCUAUCCCUAAUUCAAUU
Messenger RNA from Papaver somniferum (opium poppy), 2499 nucleotides. Its product is annotated as MDIS1-interacting receptor like kinase 2-like. NCBI's taxonomy places the organism in Eukaryota, Viridiplantae, Streptophyta, Magnoliopsida, Ranunculales, Papaveraceae. The record is from RefSeq and is a predicted model, not a curated record. The transcript is spliced from 2 exons. The coding region runs from base 75 to 2366 and encodes 763 amino acids. Gene Ontology annotation, molecular function: ATP binding; protein binding; protein kinase activity. Gene Ontology annotation, biological process: protein phosphorylation.